CCACACAGUGAUUGAGACCUUCAGUGAAGCUCCUCCUACAACAAUCCACCAAUAAAUGCUGGAGUCAAACACACAGAGAAAUCACUCCAUGUGUGACAACUGAAAUCUUCAUGACAUAAUGUUGAUGCUGGUGAAAGAGGAGCUUGAGAAGAUGACAGAUCCGCAACCAUGCAGAAUAAAGGAUGAAGAUACUGAGGAACAAAUAGAUAUGAUGGAAGUGAAAGAGGAGAGUCAAGCUGAAGUGGAUGAGAAACAUCAGAUUGUAAAAAUAAACCAUAAUGUUUCACAGAAAGAAACUCUGAAGACAGAAGACAUAAAGUGUGAAAAUAGUUUCAGUGAAGAUGAACGCCCUGCAGAUCACAAGAGGACUCACAGUGAGGAGAAACCUUUCACAUGUCAACAGUGUGGAAAGAGUUUCAGAACAAAAGAUAACCUUAGAUCACACAUGAGGACUCACAGUAAGGAGAAACCUUUCACAUGUCAACAGUGUGGAAAGAGUUUUAGAAGAAAAGGUCACCUUAAGAUACACAUGAGGAUUCACACCGGAGAGAAAAAGUUCACAUGCCAUGAGUGUAAAAAAUGUUUCAGAAUAAAAAGUAGCCUUAUAGCACACAUGAAAAUUCACAAAAGAGAGAAACCUCACAUGUGUUUUCAUUGUGGAAAGAGUUACGGUGAUAAACGUGGACUUGAGACUCACAUGAGAAUUCACACUGGAAAGAAACCUUUCAGAUGUCAUGUGUGUGGAAAGAGUUUCACCUUUCAAUCAGGCCUUUGUCGGCACAAGAAAGCUCACAUGGGGGAAAUGUUAUAUGCAUGCCAGCAUUGUGAAAAGAGUUUCCCAGAUAAAAGUCAACUUAAGAUACACACGAUGAUUCACACUGGAGAGAAACCAUUCACGUGUCAUCUGUGUGGAAAGAGUUUCAGAAUAAAAGUUAACCUUAACGUACACAUGAGGAUUCACACUGGAGAGAAACCACAUCUGUGUCAUCACUGUGAAAAGAGUUUUACAACUACAGGUAAACUUAAGAUACACAUAAGGACUCACACUGGAGAGAAACCUUACACUUGUCAACAAUGUGGAAAAAGUUUCUCUGCUGAAAGUAACCUUAAGAGGCAUGAAAGAAUUCAUACUGAAGAGAAACCGUUCACAUGCAAUGAGUGUGAAAAAUGUUUCAGAAUUAAAUGUAGCCUUAUAACACACAUGAAAAUUCACACAGGAGAGAAACAAUACGUGUGUUUUCAGUGUGGAAAGAGUUUCAGAAAUAAACAUGGACUUGAGACUCACAUGAGAAGUCACUCUGGAGAGAAACCUUAAAUAUGUCUUUAGUGUGAAAGGAGUUACACAAGUGAAGUUGCUCUUAAGAAACGCGUGACAAAUCUCACCGCAGAAAAAACGUUCACAUGUCAUCACUGUGGAAAGAGUUUUAUACAUAUUUAUUACCUCAAUAGAAAUGGAAAUAAAAUAGACUCAAAAUUAUUGACAAAUAUAUGCACAGUUAUCUGUGAACUGGAUGCAUGUUACAAAUGUAUUUUACUAUCCACGAACAAAUGUCUUAAGAUUUGAAUAUGUGAAAUUCAGAAUAUGAAUGAACGUGUAUCGAUUUGUACAAAUGUUUUAUUUUGUAUACAAAUAUCAUAAUUUGCGUGUGCAAAAAGGAAGAUGUGCAUUUGUGGAUCAGGUGACACGCGUGCAUUAAUCCCGUUCUGUUCAUUUGUAUAUUGAGACUUUCAUUUCGCUGUUUAAAGCAUUUUAUGAGCCAAAUACAAACAACUAUCAAUGAAUGAACUAAACAGAUGUCUUUGAUUUUGUUUCCGCGAAUUUUAAUAUUUACGUGAAUGUGCAUCGAUUUGUACAAACAGAGAAUAUUUGUGAAUUCAGUUUCGUAUCAUUAUUUCACAAUUUGUGCAUGCAAAAAAAAGGAUGUGCAUUUGUGGAUCAGGCGACGCGCGUGCAUUCAUCCUGUUCUGUUCAUACGAGUUUUGAGACUUUAAGGGCGUGUUGCAGGUUAAAUUUUUCAACGAAUUUGUGCAAUUUGCUUGUUGAUAAUAAACAUUUAAACUGUUAUUCCUUGUAUUUUAUGUUGUUGGGUAUCACAAAACAGAAUCUAAUACGAAAAAGUACAGCGGUUUGCAAUGAUUCUCCUUUCCCCCACAACGCACUGUAUGACGUCACGCCGGGGAGAGAAUUUACCAAAGCCGCCUUGAGAGCAUUGAGAGUGACUAUAGAGAGACGAGUAAAGUACAGUUCUGAUAGCGCAGAUGAUAGAUAGAUAGAUAGACAGACAGACAGACAGACAGACAGACAGACAGGCUAGUAUAGAGAGAUAGGCAGACAGCAUAACGUUAGCAUAACUUUGUGUAGAAAGUAAACAAACAAUUAACAUACUCGUGCGUGCUGGCUUGAGGGGGACCAUGAUCCUGCCUGAAAUGGGUGUAUGCGAUCUUCAGCACGAACGGAUUUAGGCAGCAUGUCUCAAAUCCUGGAAGCUGAGUGAGGCACGUCACAUCUGUUCGCGGGGAAAGCUUCUCGAUCGGUGACCAAAACGCACUCACUUCCAGCCAGUAGCGGAGUCUGGACUUUCCCGCUGGGUCGGUCUUAUAAUAGUUAUACAUUUCGAGUUAAGUUAUAUUAGAAAGACCGUCUGGCGGCGUGAUGUGAGGCUGGUUCCCGCAGCCCGCUGGUCAAACUGUGCAGCCUCUCUGAUCAACAAAGUAUAGAAGAGUGCUCAACCCGUUCGGCAGGUCCAACCAUGUACAGGAUUUCUAAAAAUACAGUGAUCAAUGAGCGGUUCCUCCUCAAAUGGCAUAGCCUGUCGUGAUGUAAAAAGCCGCCGAACGCCUGUUUAAAUGCAGUAUGUAUGCGGUCGGAUCCGAGUGUGCUGCAGCUGCUGCUUCUGCGUAUAAAAUGAUUGUGUGAUUCGUUAUGAUCGCAUAAACAAUAUAACAAAGCAUCCUUUUAUUUCACAAAACAAUAUAUUUUAGAUAUUAUUUGAUAAACUAGUAAGUGUGGAUUAAGAAUGUUUAAAAAUCUCUAGCCUGGUGGUCACGACAUGAAUGGAUCAAAUCAGCAGAUUUACGAAGUUUUAUUUAUCUCCACUUAUAUCAUAAAUAUUAAUUAGGAUGGUAACUUUGCAGUAUACAACAUUAUAUGUUUCCUACGAUGUAUAUAUGAUUUCCAAAUGAUUUGUUAAUAGUAUUAAAUGGCAAUAAAUGUCUCAUCUAUCUCUAUGGCUUUGGCUGAGUCUUUCUCCACUUCUCCCCAACGUGACGUCAUCGCCGAAUUGGGUAAAAAAAAAGUUAAUACCAAAAAACGUAAAAAAGUGGUCUUUAAGACAAUUUUUGAGACAUUUUAAAAAUGA
Messenger RNA from Paramisgurnus dabryanus, 3359 nucleotides. RefSeq lists its product as uncharacterized. The record is from RefSeq and is a predicted model, not a curated record. Gene Ontology annotation, molecular function: RNA polymerase II cis-regulatory region sequence-specific DNA binding; DNA-binding transcription factor activity, RNA polymerase II-specific. Gene Ontology annotation, biological process: regulation of DNA-templated transcription. NCBI's taxonomy places the organism in Eukaryota, Metazoa, Chordata, Actinopteri, Cypriniformes, Cobitidae.